Molecule: messenger RNA, 338 nt
Organism: Rotaria sordida
Lineage: Eukaryota; Metazoa; Rotifera; Eurotatoria; Philodinida; Philodinidae
Source: the annotation of a GenBank genome assembly
CAAUAAUGGAUACGGAGACAGCUCAAUCUCUAAAAGAUCGAUAUGAUAAAAUUUUACAACGAACAAAAGUUGAUAUGAUGCACGUUUAUGUUGAAGCUGCUGAAUUUCGAGCAAAUCAAUAUCGAUUACAGUUUAAUAAUGCAAUGAAUAAAUUAAAAGAAAAUGAAUCUACACAUCUAUGCGAUAGAAUAUUAACUAAAGUUAUGUUCGAUAUAAUGAUAAAACGUUUCAACAAUAUUAGUGAACACCUUGUUGAACCAGAUAUUGAUCGAUUCGAUGAUAUCUUUCAUGAAUAUGAUGACGAUAUAGUUGAAGAUGAAGAUAAAAAAAUGCAAUAA